This is a messenger RNA of Belonocnema kinseyi, 6689 nucleotides long. Its product is annotated as adenomatous polyposis coli protein-like. The record is from RefSeq and is a predicted model, not a curated record. Gene Ontology annotation, molecular function: beta-catenin binding; microtubule binding; gamma-catenin binding. Gene Ontology annotation, cellular component: cytoplasmic microtubule; catenin complex; beta-catenin destruction complex. Gene Ontology annotation, biological process: pattern specification process; negative regulation of canonical Wnt signaling pathway; regulation of cell differentiation. NCBI's taxonomy places the organism in Eukaryota, Metazoa, Arthropoda, Insecta, Hymenoptera, Cynipidae. Bases 314 to 5554 code for a protein of 1746 amino acids. The transcript is spliced from 15 exons.
UCGAUUGUUUGUACAGUGAUUUAAAGUGUUUUACAGUAUCAUUAAUUUAGUAUUAAUAAUCCUACAAUGUAUUCUCUUGUUGAAAGUCUACAUUACUAGCUUUCGUAUAUAUGAAUAGCUUAAAGUGAAAAUUGACAUUCUUGAAUAUUAAACUUAUAUGUGAGAUCAUAACCUGAAGAACUGGAAAGGACGAUAUUAUUUUCAUUUUUACGCCAUAAAUCCGCAUUUUUGUUAGUUUAUAGUGAAAAAAUGGUGUGUUAGAUGUGACAAAAAUAUGUUCGAGUAGAAUAAAUAUACAAAGAGAGGCGGAAAAAUGUCCUGGACAAAGUAUCGUGAAAGGCGUCAAAGUCAAUCAUCAGAGGUGUCUCUAAACGACAGUAAAGAUUCGAGUAUAAGUGAUGAAAACAAUUCAGGGGAAAAUGUUCGAGGACACAGAUCUCGGAAUUCGAAUAAUGGAAGGUGGUUAGAUGAUCCGGAACUCCUUGGAAGGCGUGCAGAAAGAAAAACUACAAAUUGCGUGCCAUUUUUAGUUGAUUUGAUACACUCACGAGAUCAGAGUCCUGUCGUAAGGGAUGGAGCCUCUGGUGCUCUACGUGAAAUUAUAGAGUCCUUAGACGAUAAAAAGGGACGAGAACAACACGUUCUGGAAUUGCUCGAAGAGUUGAGGGACUACUGCGAAAUGUUAAAAAUGGUUGUUAAUGCUGGGUUUGUUCCAGAAAAUCCGAAAAAACAUCCAAACUCGACAAUGACAACCGUGAUGAAGCUGUCCUUUCACGAAAACUAUCACCGCACAAUUUGCUACCUGGGAGGAUUACAAACAAUAGCAGAACUCAUAGAAUGCGAACACGCAGCUCAUGGUUCGGAAACUAACGAACGAGACUGUAUUGCCCUACGAAGAGAUUCAGGCAUGACUCUAGCAAGUCUGAUCAUCGGUGACAGUACCAACAAAGUCCUACUCUGCUCUUUCCGAGACUUCUUAAAAGUCUGGGUGAAACAACUGUUCAGUUCCUGUGAAGAGUUGCGUCAAGUGACAGCCAGUGUCUUUUCCAAUUUAUCCUGGAGAGCAGAAAACGAGAGCAAGCAAGCUUUGAGAGAGGCCGGAGUGGUCGGUGGAAUGAUGAAAGCCGCCAUGCUUUGCAGGAAAGAAAAUUGUUUGAAAAUAAUACUUUCUGCUCUCUGGAAUCUCUCCGCUCAUUGUGCAGCCAAUAAAGCCGAAAUAUGUGCAGUUGAAGGCGCUCUCUCCUUUCUGGUGAACACUUUAUGUUAUGAAUCACCAUCGAAAGGUCUCGCAAUAGCAGAAAAUGCUGGCGGGAUAAUUAGAAAUGUUUCGAGUCAUAUUGCAGUUCGGGAGGAUUACAGGGCUAUUUUGAGACAGAAAGACUGUAUACAGAUUCUCAUCAGGCAUCUCAAAUCUCCGAGUUUGACUGUGAUUAGCAAUGCGUGUGGAACUUUGUGGAAUUUGUCGGCCUGGUGUCCUCAGGAUCAAAAAACUUUAUGGGAGUUGGGCGCUAUUCCCUUGUUGAGGAAUUUAGCGAGCUCCAAACACAAGAUGAUUUCUACGGGGGCGAGUGCGGCGCUUAGGAAUUUACUGACAGCGAAGGGGGCUAAUGGAAGUGUUAGUCAGGAAAACAGAGUUCGAAAAGUACAGCCACCAGAGGAAGAUAAUUCAUCAAUGGUCUCUCGUAAAAGAGAAUCUCUCGGCAGUCGUGCACAGGUCGAACUAGACGUAUCUAAAGGAUGUUGCGUCAAAAAGAAUCUCUUCGCUGAAUCUAUGUACCGCUAUGAACGAGGAUUCGUCCCAAUCGAUUCAAGAUCAACUUACUCCUCCCAAGAUCGUACCGUAAUUAAGCAGCGAUCAAUUCCCACAGCGUACAUUUCAUCUGAACCCGGCAAAAAGCUCAAAUUCUGCAUAAGAUUGACGAGCGAAACUUAUGAGUACAGUGAAACUAAAGAGAGUUUCCGAUCUUCAACCGAUGUUCCUUGGAAUUCUCCACCAGAUCUGCCAAGUUUUACUCAACCUCGGGUUUGUUCUCCAGUCGAGGAAAAUCACGACGAAGCAUCCGCUUGUGCUGAAGAAUCGAAUUCCUCUUUUGAGAAACCCUAUGAAAAUUUCAUAAACCGUUCACCAUCCGAUUCGACCUGUGAUGAGGACAUCAACGACCAGCCUGUCGAUUACAGUAAAAAAUACUCCGAGAGAAAUCCCUCUCAAAAUAAUCAUCUCGAGUCUCAGGACGAGAGAUCUUCAAAGAAAGAGUUCUCUGAUCAUGAUCAUGAAGAUAAAGUCGAUAUUUUUGGGGAUUAUGUUGAGACGGACUUGGAUCAACCGACUGACUACAGUUUGCGAUAUGCUGAGGAUGAUACCGACGAAGAUGAUAAGAGCAAUCCUGAAUAUUUCCCGAGAAACGAGCAAGAAGAUACUGUUAAAACUUAUUGCACAGAAGGAACUCCUUAUCAGACUCCUUUCAAUUUUUCAACAGCGACUUCCAUGUCGGAUUUGAGAGUCGAGGAUCCUAAGGAGGGAGAAGUUUUCAAGAAAUUCCCGAAGAAGAUGGAUCUGAGGAGUAAGAAUUCGGAUCCUGUUUCCAAAGAUCUGCAGUUUGAUGAGUCGAAAGAGACCGAAGAGGACGAGCGUCUCUUGAGAACUGAUGUUAAUUUAACAGAAAAGCCGGUCAGUUACUGUGUUGAAGGAACGCCCGGUUGUUUUUCAAGAGUCAGUUCUCUCAGUUCUUUGGGAAGUGCCUUGAUUACACAAAAUGUGAGUAUAGAGGUUGUUUCAGAAGAGGUAGGAGCGGAUUUGGAUUGUCAUCCUUUGGAGAGGGAAGGAACGAGUGUGGAGGAAAGUAAUCAGAAGAGAGGUUCUGCGAGUGAAGAGAGGGAGAAAAACGAGAGUCGAAUUGUUGAUAAAGAAGGAAAAGCGGUGACUUUCAGAAGAGAGGAUCACUGUGCGGAGCAAACACCCUUGAUGUUUUCAAGAUGCAGCUCUUUGGGAUCUCUCAGUGGUUUUGAACAACAUUCCAUUCGAGAUGAUCUCAGUUCCGGCAUCAGUGAUUUUAGCCGAAUGACGAGUGGUGUUGUUUCACCUAGUGAAUUGCCAGAUUCGCCAACGCAAACUGUUCCACCGAGUCCUCGACAUUAUAAGCAUCCAGCUUCCGAAUUCGGAAGAAAAGCUCAAGCCGAGGGGAGACACUCUUAUCAGAAUCAAUCAUUUACUAAAAUGCAAUCAGCAAAAAGAAGUGUCUUUGAGGACGAGAUGUCGGCUUUUAAGGACGAAUCAACGCCUCUUGAAUUCUCAGCAGCCACGAGUCUUAGUUCCUUGACCAUUGACGAUGAACCUAAAUUACCAAGGGACCUACAAUUCAGAUUGAUAGAAAAAAGGCCCAUUGUUCCUGAAAGUGAAGAAUCAGAAAAUUCGGUUCCACAGUCUGGAAAUGGUCAUCUUUCUGACGUAGAAAGAGAAGAUAUUGAUGAUCUUCAUCAAAGUAAUGAAGAUCCAGAAACCGAGAGAUAUUCGCACACAUCAAAUCCUCAGAAAUCGAUCACAUUUUCCCAGCCUUCUAAUCUGAGGAGGUUUGAAACGAGUUUUACGUUGGACAGACUGGACCCUGCGGCUGUAAGUGCAAGAGUUGGUCUUAUUUCUGCUUCCGAUUCGGUUCAUGUUUAUUGCACCGAGGAUACACCAGAUGGAUCGAUUUCGAAUUUGUCUGCGCUUUCGAUGCCGAGUAUUCCGGACGACAAUGAAAAUAUUGAUAAUAAUAAGUUGCUGGAUCUGUCAAGAUUCAAAUCAUCCGACGAGGGUUCGAAUUCUUCUGGGGAUAAUGAAAUUUUGGAAGAGCGCGUCGAAUCUGAAAACACCAAGGAUCAAAGGAAUCCUCAAUCGCCGAGGGAUUUGAGACAGAAUACGUCGCUUGAUGUUCCUUCUGAUGAUAGUGUUAGUCUCACAGAAGAAGAAAAUAAUAAACUGGAUCAGUUGAUCGAAUCCGCAAUGCCAAAAAGGUGCUUAAAUGACACAACUUCUCCUACAACUUCCGAACUAAAUCUGAAAAGACUAUCUCCUGCUCCUUCGGAAGGUGAAAAUAGUUUCUCGGAAGAGGAGAGUAAUAAAGAAAAUCAAUUGAUCGAGUCUUCAUCUGUGCCAACUUCACCUAAAGGUUCACAGAAAAAUCGUUCAUGCUCAUCGUCACAAAAGGAUUGUAAAAUUGAAAGUCCUUCGCCCGUGCCGUCUGAAGAGGAGCUGAAAGUUUAUUCAUUGAUGGAAUCCGAAAUGGAAGGAAUUCCACUAAAUGUCCCUUCAUCAACUCCGAAUUCUCCAAAUUCUCCAAGAUCUCCUUCGCCGGAGAAUAUUACUGCAUUUUAUAGAACAAAUCCUUGUGGAAGGUCUUCGACGCCAACCACCUUGGUUCAAAAAACUAGCAAAGAUAGUCCAUCGCCUGUUCAAUCGCCGAUUCCAUCGCCCGUUCCAUCCGAAGAUAGGGUCAGUCUCACAGAAGAAGAAAAUAUUAAACUCGAUCAGUUGAUUGAAUCUGCUAUGCCGAAGAGACAAAACGCACUGUCUCCUUCUCCUACAGCCUCGCCAGAAUUACUGGUAAACAAAUCAAAUUAUAAUUCUCCUUCGAGAAGGCUUCAUUCUUCAAGUCAGUCUGAAAUUUUAAGCAGAGAUUUGAACAACGAUUUUACUGAAGAGGAAAACCGAAUUGACCAGCUGUCUGAAUCUGGAAUGCCAAAAAAACGAUUGAGUGUCUCGUCGAGAUCUUCGCCAGUAAAUAUUCGUGGUAGAUCAGAUUCUUACAGCGAUGCCCCACUUCCUCCUUUGCGUCAGCAAUCUUUUGAGUCAAGAGUAACCCGGGAAACAGUGAGUGAUUUCGCAUUUUCGCAGGAGGAAAAUUUGAGGCUUGAACAGUUGAUUCAAUUAGGCAAGAAACCAGCGAACCACUCUGUGAAAUCCUCUCCGAUAAAAGUGCAGGACAAUCGACCGAACAAGAAUUCUUACAUUCGUCCGACCUGCAACAACAAUUCGAUGCGGCAGAAUUUUUUUAGAUCCGAUAGAAUAAACCCGGAACCGGAAUAUGACACUGUCAGUAUGACGGAAGAAGAUAAUUUUAAAUUGGACCAGUUGAUAGAAUCUGCAAUGCCUAAGAAACAAACUCAAUCUUUUCAUCGAAAUUCGCCAGGAAGAGUUUUAGAAAACAUUCCUUCGAAUCGGAUGCUUCCUUAUGGUUGUUCGUCGCCCCCUUCAUCGCCCCAACAAAAUACAAUUAGAACAGGAAGAAUAAAAUCAGAGCAAAAUGAAAAUAGGCACAGUUUGACAAUGGAAGAAAAUCUAAGGUUGGAUCAGUUAAUCGAGUCUGCUAUGCCCAAGAAAAGAGUCAACUCGUCGCCGAAGCCAACUUCUUCAAAAGUUCCCGUCGACACCAUUUCUCACAGAUCGAAUACUUGUAUUCGCUCCUCAAAUCCUUCUUUACGACGACAUUCAUACGGAAAUGUCGGAAAAUGGAAGUAUUACAAAAGAUUAGGAUUCUCGCGAAUUUUGCGAUUCAUCAGAGAAAAUUAUCCCUGAUAAUUACUCAAUCCUUUAAAAAAUCUCGGUCUGUGCACCUGUAAAAAAGCACUAAUUGCGGCCAGUGCAAUCUUAGUUUCUACUUUUUACGAAACCAACGAGCUUAUACGAAACACCUUCUUAUGAAAGUUAAGACGGUUAAAUAAUCUGAAGAAUGAAAAUAAUGAUUCAAGGAUAAGAAUUUCGAGUAACUCAAAGACUGACAGAGAAAAUAACCCACAUUAAAAAAAUACUCUUUUGAUGAAAGUAAUAUUUCGGUAAUGCUUCUAUUAUCUAUAUUUUUGUUAUUUAGACUUUAGGAAAUAAUUGUUCUAAUCAAGGAAAACUUUGACAGUAAGCUUUACAAUUUCGCAAUUUUCUUCGGGGCUUUGGAGCUCUAAAUAAUCGAUGUGAUGUCUUUUCUCUUGCGCAAGAGAAAAUUAAUUUUAGCUUUCAGAUUUUACCGCAGAAUGCGGAAAAUCUUUACCACUUGAAGCUCAAAAAAGAUUAAGGGAUAAUAAGUAUGAACCUCUAGAGAUUUAUAGAUUCUUCUUUAGUUUCUCUGAAUUACUUUUCAUUUUUUUUUAUAAAAUUCAUGGAUCAAUUGUAAGGUAGAAUUAAGUUUAAAUAUUUAAUUUUGAUUAGUUUAAAAUUACCAGUGGCAGUGAACAAUUGAAUUUAAUGGUAUGUUGUUAAAAUAUUAAUCUCCGACUCGACGGAUUCUCAAAAUUGUUAGUAUAUUUAUAGAUUUAUGUUUUACUAUUUAGGGAAUGUAAAUAACUUUAUUUUCUAGAUUCCCUCGUCAUUUUUAAAAUAGUGAUGUAAUAUUUACUCGAUCCAUACUUUACCACCAUUUUUUUUUGGCAACAACUUUAACGUCCAGACGAAUUGAGAAAUCUAGUUAAAAAUUGGGAAACCUACAUUUUUGUAAUUACAAACAAAAUUGUUUCCCAAAUUUUUUUACAUUAUUAGCGUAGCUGCUAAACCGGGAAACUGAGAAAACCAGAAAAUGACAGGGAAUUUGAUAAAGUUUUAGAGGAAAUACAGAGGAAUUUUUUCGAAGGCGUGCCUAAUUUUUUGUUAACUUGAAUAACAAUGAUUCUUCAUUUGUAAAAGUAGCUUCAUACUACUUUAUUUACCUAUUUUUUUGAAAAUU